AUGGCCACGACUGCCACCACGAGUUCGUCUUCGAGGAAUCCACCACUCCAAAAUCUCCAGACAAAGGUGAAGGCGUUGAUGGAGAUGUCAAAGUCCAUAACCACUUUCGCGAGCACUCUGGGGGAAGUUUCUUCAGCCCAACAAAUCCAUGUUUGGCUGGAGAAGCUCAACGAAUUGUGGGAUCGAAUCAACGACGUGCUGAUUGAGGGUGAAAUGCACGUGGAAUAUUCAUCGAAGGAGGCCACUUGUCCGAAUAUACACCAGGACUUCACCACCAAAUACUACAACGCGAAGGCAUCCAUGUUGGAACGCAUAAAGGAGUUGGAGGUCAAUAGCAGCGUUUUGCAUUCCACCAGAAUUAUGGACUCAUCGAUUCAACCGACCAUCGAGCAUGUAAGGCUACCGCAGAUCAAACUGCAAACGUUUGACGGCGACAUCGACCAGUGGCUGAGCUUCCGAGACCUGUAUCUAUCCCUGAUCCACACCAAGGCAGACCUACCGGAGGUUGAGAAGUUGCACUACCUGAAGGGCUGUCUCACCGGAGAGGCGAGGGCUCUCAUCGAUCCGUUGGCGCUCACAAGAGCAAAUUAUCCGGUAGCUUGGGACAUCUUAAUGGCCAGGUACAACGACAGCAAGGUUUUAAAGCGCAGGCAGAUUGGGAACCUGUUCAAACUAGCCAAGGUGACUAAGGAGUCGGCCGUUGAUAUCCAGACACUACUGGAAGAGUUCGAACGCGUCGUGCAGACCCUGGACCAGUUAGUCAAACCAGAGGAGUACAAGGACCUGCUGUCGUUAUGCUGUUGA
Uranotaenia lowii is the source of this 804-nucleotide messenger RNA. RefSeq lists its product as uncharacterized. NCBI's taxonomy places the organism in Eukaryota, Metazoa, Arthropoda, Insecta, Diptera, Culicidae. Bases 1 to 804 code for a protein of 267 amino acids. The record is from RefSeq and is a predicted model, not a curated record. The transcript has a single exon.